UCCCGGAAGUGGACCCGAGAGGAAGAAAGUACCAGGGUUGCUGGGGAUAAAUGAGUUUCUGGAAAUUUUAACUGCGAAUUCACAGAAUUUUGUGUGGCGUGUGUUGGCCAGGAGGAUCUCAGAGGUUUUAGUCACUUCACCUAAAGGAGCUAGCUUCUCUGGUGGGGCAGAAAGUGGCUCUGGCUGCGUGAGCCUCGGGGCUUCUGGUUAAGAAUACGUCUAAGAAAGCCGGUCUGCGCUCUUCCUCGGUGGCUACCUUAAAAGUUGUGUUGAUACUUUCGUGGCUUUACUAUGGCUCAGCGGGCAGUGUGGCUCAUAAGCCACGAACCGGGAACUCCACUUUGUGGCACAGUCAGAUUCUCCAGACGGUAUCCAACUGUUGAAAAAAGAGCCAGAGUCUUCAAUGGAGAAAGUUACGUGCCUGUUCCUGAAGAUGGUCCCUUCCUUAAAGCACUGCUUUUUGAACUGAGAUUAUUAGAUGAUGAUAAGGAUUUUGUGGAGAGUCGUGAUAGCUGUUCACACAUCAAUAAAACGUCCAUUUAUGGGCUCCCGGUAGGAGGUAAAGAACUUUGGCCAGUUGUUGCUUUUCUGAAGAAUGGCAUGAUAUAUGCUUGUGUUCCACUGGUUGAACAAACUUUAUCCCCUCGUCCGCCAUUAAUUAGUAUUAGUGGAAUUUCACAAGGCUUUGAACUUCUUUUUGGGAUACAGGAUUUUCUUUACUUAGGUCAAAAAAAUGACACUGAGCUAUAUACAAAAUUGAGCCAGUUGCCUGACUUGCUUCUACAAGCUUGUCCAUUUGGUACUUUGUUAGAUGCCAACUUACAGAAUUCAUUGGACAGUAAUAAUUUUGCUUCUGUUACUCAUCCACAAAAACAGCCAGCCUGGAAAGCUGGAAUAUACAAAGGAAAACCACAAGUUUCCAUUUCUAUCACUGAAAAGGUAAAAUCCAUGCAAUACGAUAAACAGGAUAUAGCAGACACCUGGCAAGUUGUUGGAGCUGUCACUUGUAAGUGUGAUUUAGAAGGAAGCAUGCCAAAUGUUACCAUCAGCUUGAGCCUCCCCACCAAUGGAUCACCGCUUCAGGAUAUCCUGGUUCAUCCUUGUGUGACGUCUCUUGACUCUGCCAUUCUGACUUCUAGUAGCAUUGAUGCAAUGGAUGAUUCUGCAUUUAGUGGACCUUACAAAUUUCCACUCACUCCACCUCUAGAGUCAUUCAACUUAUGCUACUACACUUCCCAGGUCCCUGUCCCACCAAUUUUGGGUUUUUAUCAAGUGAAAGAGGAAGAAAUACAACUAAAAAUAACAGUUAAUUUAAAACUUCAUGAAAGUGUGAAAAACAAUUUUGAAUUCUGUGAAGCUCAUAUACCUUUUUACAAUAGAGGACCAAUCACACAUGUGGAAUACAAAGUUAGUUUUGGCCAGCUUGAAGUAUUUCGAGAAAAAAGCUUAUUGAUCUGGAUUAUUGGACAAAAGUUCCCCAAAUCAAUGGAAAUUAGUCUUUCUGGAACUGUAAGUUUUGGAGCCAAGAGCCAUGAAAAGCAACCAUUUGACCAGAUUUGCAUUGGAGGUACAGCAUAUUUAAAGCUUCAUUUUAGGAUCUUAGAUUACACACUCACUGGAUGUUAUGCAGAUCAGCAUUCAGUUCAAGUUUUUGCAUCAGGAAAACCAAAAAUAAGUACAUACCGGAAACUAAUUUCUUCUGACUAUUACAUCUGGAAUUCUAAAGCUCCUGCUCCAGUAACAUAUGGAUCAUUAGUACUGUAAUUGUCUCAUGUUAAAUGGUACAAAUCUAACAUAAAUUAAGUCAUAGUCAUUUAUUUUUAAUGUGUAUGCAUAUAACCUAUGAGUGAAAAGCAUUGAUUUAAUUAUAAAAUGCUCUUGUUCAGUGUUUUUAGCCUGACUUAGUUUGAAAGAACAUUUUAAAGAUUAAUGUACCCAAUUGUGUUACCCUUUGAUUAUACUCAAGUAUGAUUCAGAGCAUAAAAUGUAGUGACUUACUUUCAGCUUACUUUAGGCUAGUCCUGGGUUACCCUGCCACACGUGUUUCUUCCUGCCCCUGUGGCAGACGUGGCUAAUCAGUCACAGCCCUCUUUCUCCACUGAGCCUUCCUGGAUAUGAGCUCAGGCUCCUUCUCAGCCAAGAGCUGCAGGCAGCCCCUCCUAAUGGAUUAUAGAUGAUGUGCAAGAUAAAAAAAACUAUUUGCUCUUCCAACCUAAGUACUCGUACAAUGUGUUGUUCCAGAAUGCCAAAGACCACAUUAGAAAAUGUAAACCUCUUGAGAAAACAGCCAGUGGAAACAAAGGAAAAUUGUUUAAGUAGGAACCUGUUUUUAAUCAGAACUAUCCAGCUGACUAAUAAAGAAUCUGCAUAAUUCUGUUUAUGGUGUUUAUCUCUGUUUUAGAGUUCCUUUUCAGGCAAGCUUAUUAAUCUGCCACAGUAACAUUUUGUUUAGGAUAUCAGUAAGCAUUUUAAGAGGGCUGGGAUACCUUCAGAAGAUGAGCAUAGUGUUUUGUGACUACUGAAUAUCUGCAGCCAA
This is a messenger RNA of Vicugna pacos (alpaca), 2536 nucleotides long. RefSeq names its product adaptor related protein complex 5 subunit mu 1 (gene AP5M1). The record is from RefSeq and is a predicted model, not a curated record. Gene Ontology annotation, biological process: endosomal transport. Gene Ontology annotation, cellular component: lysosome; late endosome; cytosol. Lineage: Eukaryota; Metazoa; Chordata; Mammalia; Artiodactyla; Camelidae.